Molecule: messenger RNA, 3988 nt
Organism: Cinara cedri
Lineage: Eukaryota; Metazoa; Arthropoda; Insecta; Hemiptera; Aphididae
Source: the annotation of a GenBank genome assembly
AUGGCGCUGCUAACGGCGGCCGCGCACGCCCGGACUCCACGCACAAUCGAAUAUCGUAUUCGUGUGCGCGCGCGAACGGGUAAACUCGCCGCGCCGGCACCGGCGAAAUUACAGCGUUCAGUCGCCAGCGAGAACACGGGCCACCACUUGCCGCUUCUGUACGCCGUGAAAUAUAAUCUAAUAAAUCGUCGUUCGGUUUUUUUUUUUUCUGUGCGUCUGUUUUUUUAUUCUCGUCCGUUUGUUUUUUGAAUUCGGUCGUUAUUCUCGUCCGGGGUUUUUAAUUCCCGUGCGCGGCAUUAAUACCGAAAUUACGUAUAAUAAUAAUAAUAAUAAUAAUAUUAUCGUCGGUGUUGUCGUUUUUCGGUGUCGUUUUUCCGUCCGUUCGCGUACCGUUUUCCCGAAGACGUACGCGUAGUUAUCGAUAAAAUAAUAUUAUUGUCGUCGUACACGCCGCCGUCGACGGUCCGGUUUCGCCGCAAACAAACAGUGUGCGUGUGCGUUUUGGUGCGUCUGUGCGCGCGUUUUGUGUGUGCGCGACGACGCGUUUCGACCCGGAAAAUCGCACGUAUCUCGUUUUUCGCCGUGCGUCCGAGCGUUUCGUUUUCUCAUCCAUUCCGUUUAAUUUUCUCCGCGGAUGACCGUUUUCCCGGCGUUCUGAUACCGUCGCGUGUCGCGUACGUUAAUCCGAAUACCGCGGCCGCCGUAGCACCCCGCAGCCGUAUACCCGCGCGAAGAGCCCGACCGAGCUUCCGGCACAGUCGAUCCAUACGCGCGCGACAAACGCCGAAGCUGAAAACCGCGCGCGCCGCGUGAUAACAAACGGAUACACACCCGGCCGCCGCAGCCGUCGACGACGACCGUCGUAACAGGUGUCGUAACAGGACGACGAGGAAAACCAUCCCGGUGUCGAUCCGAACUGCCGACACGGCCGCCGUCACGGCAGUGGGGGCCGCCGGCUGCGCGGACCGCGGCGAGUUCCCGACGGACAACCGGCAGACCGGCGGCGUGUGCGUCGCGGCCAAGACCGACAAGAAGAAACCGAAAGCUUUCGGACGGCCGCGCGACUACGCGUUCUACGACCCGGACUUCUGCUGCAGCAUCAUGGACGUACUGCCCAGCGGUAACAUAUUCCGGGAGCUCCAGGACAUACACGACACCGGCUAUUUCUCCGCGCACGUAUCGCUCGAGGACCACUGGCAACAGGUAAGCCGCUCACUAUACCGUACGGUUGAUUCGAACGGGGUGUGUGUGUGUGUAUAUGGGGGGGGGGUUUCGCCCUUUUUUUUUUUCUCUUCUCCGAACAAUUUACCGCGCGCGGUGUAACGGCACACGGCGUCCGGCGGACGGAAAAGCGGUCACACCGUGCGGCCGACGUCCGCGCGGACACGACGCACGAUCGCCGUCGCCCGGCACCGCGAAACACUGUUUCCGAACGGCGCGCCGCCGCCGUCCGUCGCACGUGUGCGCCGCGCGUCCUUACGUAACCGCCGCCACCGCCGCCGCGUUCGUAUAGGUACGCGCGAUAAUAACACGCGCGCGACCGGUUGUUGUCGUUUUUCCCCGCCCCUCGAUUUUCACCGGGCAGGGAACAUAAGUAAAACGCAAUAACGUCACGGACAUUUUCCGACGUUCCGUACAAGCAGGUACGUACCCCCCCCCCCUCCUCUUUCCCCCCGGGGGCCGCGAAACCGCGGCGUCCGCGAGCCGACAUUCCGCGGGCCGGAAUAACGCGGCCGCGCGCGGUUUUACGUUACACCGUACGGCGGGCUAUCGGAUGUCGGGCGGUUGAUAUUGUACGGCGUGCGCGGUUUUUUUUUUUUGUUUUUUAUUCCGCGCGCUUAUCGCGUACGGAAUUCGCGAACAUUUAUUGCGGUUCCCUAGACGGGCCCGGCGCCCGAACGGAAUGCGCGCGAAUCGCAUGCGCGCCGGUUUUCGUCACGCCGUCCGUUUUUUUUUUUCCCCGUUAUCUCCGCGCGUCGAUUCGUGUUGAUCCGUUUGGCGCCGCCGUGUUCGACGCGACUCUCCGCGUCGGUAACGGUCCGACAGUGAUCGCGGGUAGACGACGGCGGCGGGUGCGGUGGAGACGGUGCAGUCGGCGUGGCGAAGUUUAGUUCACGGCGAUAUUAUUACGAAAAAGAUUCUGAACGGAAAGAGAGAAAGAGAGAGAGAGAGAGAGAGAGAGUGAGAGAGUGCUUUUUUUCCCCGCUUGUCGUCUCGCCAAUGGCGAAAUUGACGGGAAACGAACGCAAAAAGACCGGGGCGAGCUGUCGAAUUUUUCCCGUGUACGUUUCGCGGGUAUAUUGUUGAGUAUAGCCGGACAGGAAUUCUGAAAUUCGCGAACGAAUCUGAGCGGUUUUUUAUUAUUUUUUUUUAAAAAUUAACACAUGAAAGCGAUUUCUUUCGGGGGAAAACAAAACAUUAGGAAGAAUUUCGAAAAACUUUUCGAAUAAAGCACCGCGACGAGCGAAUGAAACACACACACGCGUCCCGGUAAAACUGUCCUCAUCGUUACGUCGAAAAGCAUAAAAAAAAAAAAAAACACGGUUCGAUUAAAAAUGUUCGUUCUCGUAUUGUAACGAUAUUAUUAUUGUAUAUUAUACGAAAAUUCUCGACGGUUUUGUCGCGUAGUCCGUAACGGUUAAAAAAAAAAUAAUAAUAAUAAAAUAAUUAUAAUAAAUUAACGUGUACGAGUUUUGACGGGGAAAUAGGGCGAGAAGCGGUGGGAGGUAGGGAAAAAGACAAUAAAAUACAAAUUGGCGGUUUUUUUUUUCAUUAUUAUUUAUUUAUUUGAAUUUUGAUAGAUCGCGCCGCCGGCGAAAACUACUGUUGUCAUUGCGUUAUGUGUGUGUGUGUGUGUGUGUGUGUCAGUGUCAGUGCAUGUGCGUGUACACGCGCGUGUUUUUUUUUUUUUAUGUCAGCGGUUUUUUUUUUUUCUGAUUUAACGCGUCCGAUUUUUUUUUCCCCCGCCGUACGUGCGUGUGCCCGUACGCGAGUGUGUGCGCCCGCGUCCGUGAUUCAUUUGCCGCGGCGGCCGUAAAACAAUAAAUUACGGGUCCCGCGGAGGAAACUCGCCGUCCGUCCGCGCGCGGGACGCAACGGCGAAACGAUUAACAAAACCGCAGGAGGAGAAGGAGAGAAAAAAAAAAAAAAAAUUAACAACAAACUGCAGCGCCGCCCGCGCGACACUAUCGUUUCGCGAAACAAGCGCACCGUGAAAUUCGCCCGCUGUCAUACGACGACGCCCCGUGAUACGCGCGCGUCCGUAGCACGCCCGUGCGUAUCGUCCGGUCGCGGCGGCCACACGUCUUGGACGGCCCGCGGUUCGGCGGCGCGUCCGUCGAGACGCGUGCACGUUACAGGGACGCGGACCGCGAUACGUGCUCCCGGAUGUUAUACACGUACGGAACACUGUGCCGCCAUCUCAUAUCCGUUUCCGCAGUGUCAUUUCACCUAGUCCACGGUCGUGUCCCGGCGGGAGUUUUUCAUUCACUUUUUCCGUUAGACCAUCAUCAUUUUAACGUGCCUUCGUCAACUACCCAUAUACACGUCCUAGCGUCCACUCUAGGCGUUCGCAUCGCGUGUACGUGAUUACAUCGAGUUUUCCGUACAUCGUUGCCCGUGUGUGUUGCUUUUAAAUUUCCCUUUCCCGCGUAGCGAGUUUUCUAUUUUAAGUUUUGCCGUCGGUCUGAUAUAGCUCGCGAGCAAAGCGAUUUGACGACUUGAUGUUACUCAUUAUUAUUUUUUUAAUCUAUACCGAAUUCCUUAUUAUCUGGCCACAUUAAAUGUAUGGUUUUUUUUUUUUUUUUUUUUUUUUAUCUAUUAAACAGCAGUAACUAGUAACGUUAUAAUGUCUAGCAUGCAGAAGCAGUAAAAAAAAAAAAAAAAAACUAGUACAAUGUGACAUUUGACCGCAAUCUGUUUUUUAUUAUUAAUAUUAUUGUUGUAGAAGGCGAGUAAAACUGGUAUUCUAAUUGUUGUAAUUCUUUGA